Messenger RNA from Engraulis encrasicolus (European anchovy), 2022 nucleotides. RefSeq names its product meiosis-specific nuclear structural 1 (gene mns1). Gene Ontology annotation, cellular component: motile cilium. Bases 167 to 1678 code for a protein of 503 amino acids. The record is from RefSeq and is a predicted model, not a curated record. Gene Ontology annotation, biological process: cilium organization. Lineage: Eukaryota; Metazoa; Chordata; Actinopteri; Clupeiformes; Engraulidae. The transcript is spliced from 12 exons.
GGACAACGAGAUUGUAAACAAAUGAACCAGAAUGGCGUGCUCGUCUUUCUAGAUUUGUAAAAGAGCGAUAAGUUUUAGUUACGAGACGACUUUUAAGGAGUAGUAAUUAAAAGAAACUUCUGGCUUGCCGAAGCCGAAGUUUGCUGGCAACUGUGCGGCGAGAACCAUGUCGUCCAUGAGCCAGCGUCGUAGCAUGACGCACGGCCAGCAGCAGCGGAUGAUCAUGGAGCACCGGCGGCAGGAGGAGAGGCGCAUGGACCAGGCCAAGCUCAUCGCUCACGAGAGGCAAAUGCACGCCAGCCUCGUGCACGAGCAACGGGCCCAGGAGAGGAGGCACCUGCGCGCGCUCCAGGACGAGCAGUACGAGUUGGAGCUGGAGGGAUCUCUCCGUAAGGCGGAGGAGGAGCGCGUGCACAGGGAGCGACAGCUGGAGCAGGAGGAGCGGAUGGCCAAGGAGCUGGCACGCCUCAGCCACGAGGAGCAGCGAGAGGAGAAGAUGAGGCAGUACGUCAGGGAGAACAGUUUGGAGAUUCGUGAGCUGGAGUCCAAGUUGAAGUCUGCGUACCUGAACAGAGAGAGAGCAGCCCAGCUGGCCGAGAAGGAAGCACUCAGAUACGAGAAUAUGUGUAAGGAUGCGGAGGUGGCUAAGCAGAUGAAGACUGAGCAUGCUCGCGCCACAGUGGAGCAGCAGAAAGAAGAGGCACGCAAAGACGAAGAGGCCAAGAGGUAUAAGCAGGAUCUCCAGGAGCAGCUGGCGUCUCGUGAGCUCCAGAGGCAGCAGGCCUACGAGGACUUCCUCCAGGACAAGCUGAUGGUGGACCAGAUAGUACGCCGCAUAUACGAAGAGGACCAGAAGGAGCGUGAGAUGCGCUUGGCCAAGGUGUGUGCGUUGCGUAGCUACAUCGAGGAGUUCAAGGCGGGCCAGGAGGCGUGGCGUCGUCUGGAGCGAGAGAAGAUGGAGGAGGAGAACAGGAGAAUACUGGAGUACGCAGCACAGCAGCAGCACAAGCAGCAGCAGAGGAGAGAGGAGCAGAAGAACCUGGAGCAGGCCAAACAAGACAUGCACAAGAAGCUGUCGGAGCAGAUGGAGGCGGAGCGUCGUGAGCGUGAGGAGCUGGACCGCGUCAGAGAGGAGCUCUACAUGGAGGAACAGGAGGAGCAGCAACGCAAGAAGGAGAUCGCGGACAUGGAGAAGCGUAUUCGUGAUCGUCUGGAGCUGCAGGGUCACUACAGAGAGCAGAGAGCAGCUCAGGAGCAGAGAAGAGCAGCGGAGAGGGAGGAGGAGGAGGCAUUCAGGCAAGUGAUGUUGGCUAAGAUGGCCAAUGACGACCGCGUAGAGCAGAUGAACAACCAGAGGCGGCGCAUGAAGCAGCUUGAACACAAGAGGGCGGUAGAGGCCAUCCUGGAGGAACGCAGGAAACAACACCUGGCAGACAGGGCGCGUGCGGAGGAGGAGAGGGCGACGGACAAGGAGAGAGAGAACGUGAGACGCCAGAUCAUUGAAGAGGAGAGACAGAAACUACUCAAGCAGCACGCCACCAAGCUACUGGGAUACCUACCCAAGGGCAUCUUCCGCGAGGACGACAUGCAGCACUUUGACGAGGAGUUCCAGAGUAACUUCCAGAAGCGCCAGGCGGACCUCUUCUCCGAGGAGGGCUGGGGGGAGCAGGACCAGUAGCAGCCCACCACCAGCAGAGGGAGCCAGCGCACACACACUUACCACAAAACAACACCAGAUGGCGCCCCUCUGCCAAAAUCAUUGACUGCGUUUUUUUAUUUUAUUUUUCUCUCAGCUUUUUUUUUUAUCCUGAGCACUGUAUUUUUUCACUGCAUUCGGUUUAGUACAGUUCAUGUUUUUAUCAUGUGAACAUGUGUGCAUGGUUGCUCUUUUUUAAUUAUAGUUUGAUGACUAAUAUAAUACUUGGAGUGUUAAAAAAAAACCUUUUUCAAAUCCCAAAUCUACCUACAGUAUCCUCAAGCAGUAUAUCAUUUUAAUAAAGAGUAUUUGAAGCUACCUAAACA